UAGAUCGUCCUGGCGCAGCCAGUGCCCGCGCGUCUUCCGCGAUCGUCGGACCACGCGUACGAAAAUCGGGAAGGUCUUCUUCGUCGCGUGUCCGUGAGCACCUAACUGCUGCCGGAUGUUCUAUCUGCAAAAACCUGUCUCUUGGUCUUCGAUCGACAUUCCAGUUCGCCGAUGAUUUAUCGGAUUUCACAAUCCUUCGAUCAAGCACAAGCUGUUCGCUCGUGGAUUACCCGAGUGUGACAGGCGAUCCUCGAAGUGCCUUGCAGCCGCCCUUAUUUAUUUAAUCGGGAAGCACUCGACUGCUGGCGUUGCGUCGUCGCUGAGAGGAUAACCGAAUGCUAAACAUUGUUCUAAGGGACGCGAACACAUCGGGAACGCUUCGGGGACAGCUCGCUCUUGAAUCGCUUUUCCGAGCGAAAGGCUGGGAAGAGCGAACGACAGAAAACUCGAUCAGCCGACACGUAGCAGGAACUUUGUAGAGGAUCGAAGGGAAUUUUGUGAUCAAACUGUAGCGUGGCAGAUCGAACGCGAGUGGUGAAACAGUUGUUGAAUCCAAGAAGGUGGUAGAACUUUAAUGAAAGUUUGGUGAUCGGUAAUCGGUGCAGCAUGACGUUCAGGCCGAGGUAACGCCGGGUUAUGCCUACCAGGACGGAUAUUCGCGGUGAUCACAUUAGACGAGGACGAUAAAGAGCUGCUGAACUAGUCUAUUAGAUCGAAUAAACGCGUUUCGAUGGGAAUUGUACGUCGAUUAUUCGGUAUUUACGGAGGAAGGACUGGUUUGCCGUGAAUUUUGCAGAUACUUUAGAGGAGCGGAAGCUUCUUCAACGACCCGUGGAUGAAGAUCCGACUAAAGACUCGGAAAGCCGAUCGGGAAGCAUGCUACGCAGGACGAGCGUCGUGAACGAGAUGAUCGAAUGAGACGCGAGUGUUUGUUCUUGACGGCAACAGCAGGGACGUUAACGAUGAGACUGACGGACCAGUGAAGUGUGCAUACGGACUCGUCGCCACGAGAGAAGUGACUGUUCGACGACGUUCCAUAGACAGAGAAACAUGUGCAAGCAAUGACGGUUUUUUAAUGGGGAUUCUCAUCGAUGCGUGUCACGGCCCGAAAAUGUGCGGUUCUAUGUUGAAGUGUAUGUGAAAACGAUCUAGUUUCGUGUGUAUAUAUAUAUAUCUGUUGUUCGGAAGCAUUGUAUUUUGUCUUGCGACGGAGUACGCAAGAAUGAUGUCAUAGUCAGGUGCGAGCUGAAGUCACGUCGAACACAAUGGCACUGUUGUUCGCCAUCAUUGUCGUCUUGGUUACCACUGCCAUGUCGCUGCCACCGGUUAUCAGAAUUGGGGCAAUCUUUACGGAGGAUCAGAAGGACAGUCCAUCCGAGCUGGCAUUCAAAUACGCCAUCUACAAAAUUAACAAGGACAAAUCCUUGCUGGCGAACACAACGUUAGUGUAUGAUAUUCAAUACGUGCCAAAAGAUGACUCCUUCAGAACAUCAAAGAAAGCCUGCAAGCAACUAUCCAGGUCGGUCCAAGGGAUUUUUGGACCAUCUGAUCCUCUUCUGGGCGCCCACAUACAGAGUAUAUGCGAGGCACUGGAUGUACCACAUCUAGAAGCCAGGGUCGACUUCGAACCGACGUUUAAGGAGUUUAGUAUAAACCUCUAUCCCUCGCAGGACCACUUGAACAAGGCAUUCAAAGAUCUCAUGUCCUUCCUAAACUGGACCAGAGUCGCCAUCAUCUACGAGGAAGACUACGGAUUGUUUAAGCUGCAGGAUCUCGUGAAAUCACCUCCCUCCACAAGAACUGAGAUGUACAUUCGCCAGGCAGGACCUGGAUCCUAUAGGCAGGUUCUUCGAGAAGUAAGACACAAGGAGAUUUACAAAUUGAUCGUCGAUACGGAUCCAGCGCACAUGCAACAAUUUUUUCGAGCGAUACUCCAGUUACAGAUGAACGAUUACAGAUAUCACUACAUGUUCACCACAUUCGACAUCGAAACGUUCGAUCUCGAGGAUUUCAAGUACAACAGCGUGAACAUGACUGCGUUCCGUCUGGUGGAUCUCGAAGAGCCAAAGGUGGCUGAAGUUCUCCGGCAGAUGGAACGCUUCCAGCCGAUUGGUCCAGCGAUCCUCAACAAAACCGGAGUUAUCCAGGCAGAACCAGCUUUGGUGUACGACAGUGUGCAUGUUUUUGCGCACGGUUUGGCAGCGUUGGAUCGCAGCCAUGAUUUGCGGCCCGCUAAUUUGUCCUGCGAAAAGGAAGAACCGUGGGAUGACGGCUUGUCUCUCUACAACUACAUUAACUCCGCAGGCUUACACGGCCUAACCGGACAUAUCGAAUUCAACGAAGGGAAACGAAAUAACUUUAAACUAGACCUACUGAAGCUGAAGAAGGAAGAGCUUGUCAAGGUCGGCGAGUGGAAGCCUGGCUCCGGGGUUAACGUGACCGAUGUUGGAGCUUUUUACGAGACCACAGCGACCAAUAUUACCCUGGUGGUUAUGACAAGAGAGGAAAAACCGUACGUCAUGGUAAAGGAAGACAAGAAUCUGACAGGCAACGCAAGGUUCGAGGGGUUCUGCAUCGAUUUGCUCAAGUGGAUCGCCAGCCAGGUCGGCUUCCAAUACGCCAUAAGAUUGGUGCCCGAUCACAUGUACGGAGUCUACGAUCCAGAGACGAAGGAGUGGAAUGGCAUCGUCCGGGAACUCAUGGAAAAGCGAGCGGAUCUAGCCGUUGCGUCUAUGACGAUAAAUUACGCUAGGGAGAGCGUAAUAGAUUUCACCAAGCCAUUCAUGAACCUCGGUAUUGGAAUUCUGUUUAAGGUGCCAUCCAGCCAGCCAACGCGGCUGUUCUCCUUCAUGAACCCGCUGGCCGUCGAGAUCUGGCUGUACGUGCUGGCCGCGUACAUGCUGGUAAGCUUCACCCUGUUCGUUAUGGCCCGAUUCAGCCCGUACGAGUGGAACAAUCCGCACCCGUGUCUGGCGGAGAGCGACGUCGUCGAAAACCAGUUUAGCGUCAGCAACAGUUUCUGGUUUAUCACUGGCACAUUCCUCCGCCAGGGCAGCGGGCUCAAUCCCAAGGUUUCCGGGCGAAUGCCGUCCAGGCUGUUCUCAUUCAUGAAUCCCCUCGCUGUGGAGAUCUGGUUAUCUAUGCUGGGCGCUUACGUGAUGGUCUCCUUGACAAUUUGGAUAGUUGCGAGGUUCUCCCCUUACGAGUGGGUCGAACCCAGAGCUUGUCCCAGCUGCAAAUGUCCCCUACAGGGUGGUCACGUGAGCGCCUUGGAUCCCGACAGCGACGACAUUCCCCUGCUGAGAACCGUGAACGAGUUCACUCUGGCCAACAGCUUCUGGUUUAUGGUCGGGACUCUUAUGCAACAGGGAAGCGACCUAAACCCCAAGGCAACUAGCACAAGAAUAGUGGGCGGAAUCUGGUGGUUCUUCACGCUGAUCAUCAUCUCCUCCUACACGGCGAACCUAGCUGCGUUUUUAACCGUCGAGAGAAUGAUAACGCCCAUCGAAAACGCGGCGGAUCUCGCAGAACAAACCGAAAUCUCUUAUGGUACUUUGGAAGGUGGCAGCACGAUGACGUUCUUUAGAGAUUCGAAGAUUGGGAUUUACCAGAAGAUGUGGAGGUUUAUGGAAUCGAAGUCGCCAUCGGUGUUUGUGAAGAGCUACGAAGACGGGGUGAAGAGGGUGUUGGAGGGUGACUACGCCUUCCUGAUGGAAUCCACCAUGCUCGAUUAUGCGGUACAACGGGAUUGCAAUCUCACGCAAAUCGGUGGCCUGUUGGACAGCAAAGGCUACGGGAUUGCUACCCCGAAAGGUUCUCCAUGGAGGGAUAAAAUAUCAUUAGCGAUCCUGGAGCUACAGGAAAAAGGCGUAAUACAGAUCCUGUACGAUAAGUGGUGGAAAAAUACCGGAGACGUGUGCAACAGAGACGAGAAGAGCAAAGAGAGCAAAGCUAAUGCCCUGGGCGUCGAAAAUAUCGGUGGUGUCUUUGUUGUGCUGCUUUGCGGGCUGGCGUUAGCGAUCCUCGUGGCGAUCCUCGAGUUCUGCUGGAAUUCCAAAAAGAACGUCCAAUCGGAGAGGUCCUUGUGCGCCGAGAUGGUCUCGGAAUUGCGGUUCGCCGUGCGCUGCGGCUCCAGACAGAGGCCGGCCGCGAAGGCGCGCAAUUCCGACGCCGCGGUGCCGUGCGGCCGGUGCAGCCCACGGGCCAGCAGAAGAAGAACGCGAUAUUGCUCCACGGGACACGAGGAGACCACCUACAUACCGAGCAUCGAGAUACCGCGGUUAAAUGCAGGAGGGUGGUGCGUUGUCGAUGACGGAGAUGAAGAAAUCAUUGAGCUUCGAUCAAGUGGGAGCGGCCCGUGGCGGGAACACCUAGCACAGGCCUCAUCCUCAUCUUCAUCCUCAGCAGCAGUCGCAGCAACAACAGCAGCAGCAACCACCACCACCACCACCGUGCAAAGCCACACCCACGCACACGCGUCACAUACACUGCCACUCACAUUCACACAGCCACAGUUACAGUCAUACGCACAAGCACCAACCACACCCACCGAGACAGAGGCGGGACUCUUCAAGCAUCGUCACGGGUCAAGGAGGUGACCACCCUGAGAGUAUUCUCUGGAGAUUCGACUGCGAUCUGGCGGGUGAGCCAGACGUGGUGAUAUCGCCGCCGCCACCGCCGCC
Messenger RNA from Megalopta genalis, 4682 nucleotides. Its product is annotated as glutamate receptor ionotropic, kainate 2. The record is from RefSeq and is a predicted model, not a curated record. Gene Ontology annotation, biological process: monoatomic ion transport. Lineage: Eukaryota; Metazoa; Arthropoda; Insecta; Hymenoptera; Halictidae. Gene Ontology annotation, cellular component: membrane. Gene Ontology annotation, molecular function: signaling receptor activity; ligand-gated monoatomic ion channel activity.